Microthlaspi erraticum is the source of this 1107-nucleotide messenger RNA. The record is from the annotation of a GenBank genome assembly. Lineage: Eukaryota; Viridiplantae; Streptophyta; Magnoliopsida; Brassicales; Brassicaceae.
AUGUCAUCAUCCCUGGAGAAGAAGAGGAAUUCAUCGCUUCCCAAUGAUUUGCUGUUGAGCUGCUUUGCACGUGUUUCUAGAUUGUAUUAUCCGACUCUCUCCCUUGUCUCCAAGCGCUUUCGAUCUCUCCUUGCUUCACCUGAGCUUUACAAGGCCCGGUCACUCUUGGGCCAUACCGAACAUUGUCUUUAUGUGUGCUUUGCCUCCUAUCCACGUUCUCUCUGGUACACUCUUUGCCUUAAACCUAAUCAAACCCUAACCAAUGACAAUAGUGGGUAUGUUUUGGCUACAGUCCCCAUCCCUCGUUCUCCUCAAUCCUGCUUUUCGGGUCUCGUGGCUGUUGGUUCUGAUAUCUACAACAUUCAAGAGAUCACCUCUAACGUGUCGAUCCUAGAUUGCCGGACUCACACAUGGAGAAAGGCUCCAAGCUUGCCGGUGAUGCUACUGUCACUUUCUGCUAGCGUACUUGACGGUAAGAUAUAUGUGGCAGGAACAAGCUUCAAAGACGGCGAGUCUUAUCCGGAUUCCUUGAGGAACACGGUUGAAGUUUUCGACACAAAAACACAGAGUUGGGAUGCUGAGACCAUCCCUUGCAGCGAGACAAUUUGCGACUUCUAUGGCUCGAGAAGUGCUUGUAUUGACGGCAAGUUCCACGUGAAGGCUGGCAAGGUGGUUGCUUACAGUUCCAAGGAAAGUAGAUGGGACUUGUCUACUCCAAAGAUGGGUGAUUUUUUUAUCACAGAUUCUUAUUGCGUAAUAGAGAAUGUUUUAUACUCUGCUUCUUACGGAGUGUUGAGAUGGUAUGACUCUAAGGUACGCACGUGGAGACAUGUCAAGGGAGGACUACCUGAGUUCCCUUGUGGCGCUCCAAUUAGAUUGGCUGAUUAUGGUGGAAAGAUGGCGGUUUUGUGGGAAGUCAAGAUAGAGAAUGAUCUUUAUGAUUUAGGGCAAGGUGGCUGCGGCUAUAAGAAGAUUUGGUGUGCGGAGAUUGCGCUCGAAAGACUGAAAAUAGUAGGUGAGAUUUGGGGGAAAGUUGAGUGGUUUGAUCAUGUGCUUACAGUCCCACAAUCAUGUCAUAUGGUGAAGGUUCUUGCUGUUACUGUUUGA